AUGACUUGGAGGCUUUGCUGUACCUGGAUUUUUGUCCUCCUCCUUCCUGGCCUCUCAGAUGGAGGGAAGCUCCUGGUGGUGCCCAUGGUGGGAAGCCACUGGCUUAGCAUGCAGAAAGUAGUUGAAAAGCUCUCCGAGAGAGGACACGAGGUGGUGGUGAUAGCGCCAGAAGUAAGCUGGCAGAUGGAAACGACACAGGCUUACACUGUGAAAACACAUCCAGUGUCUUUGCCGCUAGAAGAAGUGGACAAUGCCUUUCGUGAGUCUCUUGCCGCUCACCUGAGUGACCUGCCUUUCCCAAUGAAUGCAAUAGCAAUGUACAGGAGCUCAGACCGUUUUUUCCGUAUAUUCUUUACUCAGUGCAGGGACCUCUUCAGCAGCAAGGAGACCCUGCAGUACUUGAACCAAAGUGCCUUCGAUGCUGUCCUAACAGACCCUGUUUCUAUGUGCGGACCAAUCCUUGCUAAUUAUCUUUCUCUUCCAUCUGUGUUCUUCAUGAGAGGAUUUCCUUGCAGCUUACACUAUAAAGCAACACAGUGCCCAAGCCCUCUCUCCUACAUCCCAAGGCUCUUUUCCUUCAACUCAGACCACAUGACAUUUUUACAGAGAGUCGAAAAUGCACUGAUUGAUCUCUUGGAACUUGAGUACUGUAACAGUUUAUAUGAAGAUGCACGAAAGCUUUCCUCAGAAGUUCUUCAGAGAGAUGUAUCCUUGUUGGAUCUCCUGAAUUCUGCUUCCAUUUGGCUUAUGAGGUUUGACUUUGUGUUUGAGUAUGUCAGGCCAGUGAUGCCCAAUAUGGUCUUCAUCGGAGGUAUAAACUGUGUUCAGAAGAAACCACUGCCUAAGUUCCCAAGACCAGUGAUGCCAAACAUGGUUUUUAUUGGAGGGAUAAACUGUGAGCAGAAGCAAAACUUGUCUCAGAUAACUAAGCCAACUGUGGGAGUGGCUGAUAAACUGUCCAACACUCAGAAGCACCUCAAAGAUGGAGGGAAACUCCUGGUGGUGCCCAUGGUGGGAAGCCACUGGCUUAGCAUGCAGAAAGUAGUUGAAAAGCUCUCCGAGAGAGGACACGAGGUGGUGGUGCUUAUGCCAGAAGUAAGCUGGUGGAUGGAGACGACACAGGCUUACACUGUGAAAAAAUAUCCAUCAUCUCUGGCACUAAAAGAAGUGGACGAUGCCUUUUGUGAGUCUCUUGCCACUCUCCUGAGUGACCUGCCUUUCCCAGUGAAUGCUAUAGCAAUGUACAGGAGCUCAGACCAUUUUUUCUGUGCAUUAUUUACUCAGUGCAGGGACCUCUUCAGCAGCAAGGAGACCCUGCAGUACUUGAAUCCAAGUGCCUUGAUGCUGUUGUAA
Pogoniulus pusillus (Red-fronted tinkerbird) is the source of this 1353-nucleotide messenger RNA. Its product is annotated as UDP-glucuronosyltransferase 1A9-like. The record is from RefSeq and is a predicted model, not a curated record. Lineage: Eukaryota; Metazoa; Chordata; Aves; Piciformes; Lybiidae. Bases 1 to 1353 code for a protein of 450 amino acids. Gene Ontology annotation, molecular function: UDP-glycosyltransferase activity. The transcript has 4 exons.